GCCCGAUCCAAUGAAACCAUCCAUGACUCGCAUUGGUACCUGGCAUAUUAGGUGGGAAUUGGGAAUAUCCAAGCGCCUUUUUCUCUGCGAUAGUGGUCUAGGGUUUGGAAUCCUGAAGCAACCUCACAUGGGGGGUCGUGAUCCCUCUCCCCCCCCCUCCCCGGCUAAAUCUGACCCUCCCUGAGCCCAUGUUACGCUCCUUCGAGGCACUGACGUGUGUGUGCGCCCUGAUAAUAAAACUCCCAACUAAUGGCCUUUUAUAGCGCAGGGAGCUCGUCUUCUGCCCAUACCACUAGGCUGAUCCCUCCCCUCCCCUCGUAAAGCAUUCCUUUUGGCCCCCCUUUUCCAAACACCCCGGCUUCCAAACAUCCCAAUUACUACUACUACUACUACUCAACCCAGCAUACUCCCAACAUGAGAUACCUAACACGAUGGCGCUCCAGGCGCAAGGCUCCCAUUGUAACCGAAAAAUACCAGGCCCCGGCCCCGGGCGACAUCAACCAGGCAACACAGCCAGAUAUCCACUUCUCCGGCUCCCCGGCCGUCCACGCAACGUGGUUCAAUGUCCAUGACCAUUCGGAUUUCCGAAACAUCAGCGUCCGUUUACCCGCCUCAAUUGAUAAGAUCACAAUCGCUAUCGGCAAUCAUGUCCGAGAUGGGGUGUACAGCAUUGUCAGCAUGAGCGCCAGCGCGUACUCGAUCACGGUUGUGUGUUCGACGGAGAAGUCACAGGCGGAGGUCGCGGAGUGGGUGCAGAGGAUGAAGGACGAGCUGGGGAAGGAUGCGGUGAUUCCGCCGGAGGAACUGAUUUUGCUACGAGAAUGGGAGGAGAAAUGGGGCGUGGUGGAAGAGCUGUCAACCAUGGAGGAUGAACUAGAUACGGAUAUCGAACAUGAUCAUCGAGUGUUGAGUGCUGUACCAAGCUCGGCAGCGUUAUGAGGUUCAAGUUGGGAGAUAGGCUUUGAUUGAUGUAUACCCUGAUAUGAUUGUUUAUUCGGUACGAUGCGCAUGCC
Molecule: messenger RNA, 1013 nt
Organism: Aspergillus pseudonomiae
Lineage: Eukaryota; Fungi; Ascomycota; Eurotiomycetes; Eurotiales; Aspergillaceae
Exons: 2
Coding region: 415-939 (174 amino acids)
Source: RefSeq, a predicted model, not a curated record